CGUGAGUCUGCAGCGAGCAGUUGUUCGCUGUGGGGAGGGAGGGAGGGAGGGAGAGUUGUAUUCGCUGAAUUCGGAUUAGUUGGUCCAAACCCAUCAGUUCGAUUACAAGGAACGUGACUGAAUAAAGUUUGGAUUGCAGCACGAUGUCCGAUAGGAAAGCGGUGAUUAAAAAUGCUGAUAUGUCCGAGGAUAUGCAGCAGGACGCGGUUGACUGUGCGACCCAGGCGAUGGAGAAGUAUAAUAUCGAAAAGGACAUUGCUGCAUUUAUCAAAAAGGAAUUUGACAAGAAAUACAAUCCUACCUGGCACUGCAUAGUUGGCAGGAACUUCGGGAGUUAUGUCACGCAUGAAACAAAACAUUUCAUCUAUUUUUACCUGGGUCAGGUUGCAAUUCUUCUAUUCAAGUCAGGCUAAAAAAGAAAGGGGGAUAAACAUGAACUUGUGCACUGACGGUAGGAGCCACAGUCCCUUUAAUGGCUAAAAGGCUGCAUGGACUUUAUCUUCUGUGUAUAUGUAGCAGUAAACUUGCUUUAACGCCCACAAGGCUUUUUCUUUCUUUUCAUUGCACUGAAAUGGUUAACAGUGGCCUUUAAAUAUUAAAAAAUACCUGGAAUGGUUCUGCCUGAAGACCUGGAUUACUAGAAAUCUAUCCAGAGCAACUUUUAUUUUGUUUCAUUCAGAAACUCAUUUCACGUUUCUUCUCCACACCUCUCCACUCUUUUAACCCCUCCCGUCCCCCUCCCCCCACCCACACACACACACAUACCUACAAACUACCUUACCCCACAUCAAUUAUUUGUACACAGAAGAAUGCAGUAGCACUGCAGGUGUUGGGUGUGAGAUAUUUAUUGCUUUUCAUUUAGUUUUUUUUCAAAUAGCAGAAGAUAGCUAUUGUAUUGCCACUUUUUUUUGAUACACCAAUAUUCUGUGGCUAGGUAAGGUUUGUAGGUUUAAAGAAAAUCCGCUACAUAGAAACAUGAAAUGGCUGGCCUGCCAGAAAUGUCGAGAAUGGUUUGAUUGCACCUUAAUUGGGACAAAACCAACUUGUUUUUCCUUGUGCUGUAAUCUGCCAAAUGUGAAGAAGCCUUCAGUUUAAAAGAUCACUGUCAAACGUACAACAGUCAAAAGCUACUCUGAAAUGUAGAGCACUUAGGCAAGUUGUACGUUUUCCUAUUUUUGUUUCCCCCCCCCCCCCCCCCCGUUUUGCACGUUGAGGGAGAUUUUCACCAAACUGUCUGUGGUGUUUUGUCCAUUCUUAAACUAUCCUCCUUUCCCACCUGUAGCUCACUAAAAGGUUGCAAACUGAUCUUUGAUAUAAGCAAAUAUGUAAACAAUGCAAGGUGCUUAUAUUAAAUGUCAUCCCAAAUGAUGUCUAUGAAAUCUAAAUUUUUUCACUUCUCUUAUCCUGGUGUGUAUUUAUUUGUAUGUACAUAGCUUAUGAUUAAAAGCAUGGAAAAGCUUCAAUCCUGGUUCAUGCAUCUGAGCUAACUUAAUGUAUUUGCCAAUAAAUGGAAAGUGUCAGACCUCUGUCAGUUAUGGAAGUUGUCUUGAUGUCUCUUUUGUAGCUUAUGAUUAGAAGUAACAAAAUUUCCAUUCUUGACCAUUGUGGCUAUCUUGGAGUGUAAUCAGAUUUUGCAAGUAUGAUUUUUUUCCCCCUGCUUAUUAAAAGGGACUGUACACUACUGUAAACUAAUCUUUGGGGUAACUGUAAUCUUCAAGAUUUUAUUGCAGUGUAGCAACUUGCUUAAGAUUUGAAUGCAAGGUAUUAAUACUGCCAGCUUGAACCUUCCAUCCACCUUUUCAAUCAUAUGUGAGUAUCAGCACUUGAUGUCCAUCCUAAUUCCCCUGGUGAUGAGAUGACAUUGGGUGGGUAACUUCAAAUGCAUUCAAGUGGUCUACAAUUAGAUCCAACUCCCAAGGUAGGAAUGAAGGGAAAUGAGGAGAUGGUGGUGUUCACACAUGUUCACAAGCCUAUUUUAGAUUGAAGUGGAUGUGGAAGGGAUAGUCAACGUGUGGAGCACAUUCAUUCCUCUGUGCUUUGUCUUUCAAUGGGUUGAACCAAUUUAAUAUGUAUAUUGCAAAGAUCAUUAAGCUGCUUAGGGGUUGAGAUUGGUUUCCACAGGAUCAGCUGUACAAAGGGGCUACAUAACAUGAUUUAUUUGUAUUCUCAUUGUCUUUUUUUUCCCCAUCUGUAUUAUUUAAGAAAAGACUAUUCUGCAUAUCGGGGAGAGUAAUGGAUUUAAACGUGAACCCUGUCGAACUCUCAGUUACUGCUCCCUGAUGCAUAAAGGUUUAUUUAAUAAUUUUUGGAUUUCAACAUGUAUAAAUUUCAAAGCUAUCUGUAAAAAAAAAAGCAAUCAUUAGUCUAAUAAAUGUUCAGUAAAACAAA
Amblyraja radiata (thorny skate) is the source of this 2388-nucleotide messenger RNA. It is a transcript of the gene dynll2b, whose product is annotated as dynein, light chain, LC8-type 2b. The transcript is spliced from 3 exons. Gene Ontology annotation, molecular function: dynein intermediate chain binding. The record is from RefSeq and is a predicted model, not a curated record. Gene Ontology annotation, cellular component: cytoplasmic dynein complex. The coding region runs from base 144 to 413 and encodes 89 amino acids. Gene Ontology annotation, biological process: microtubule-based process. Lineage: Eukaryota; Metazoa; Chordata; Chondrichthyes; Rajiformes; Rajidae.